Messenger RNA from Mizuhopecten yessoensis (Yesso scallop), 2079 nucleotides. RefSeq names its product proline-rich protein 36-like. The transcript is spliced from 2 exons. NCBI's taxonomy places the organism in Eukaryota, Metazoa, Mollusca, Bivalvia, Pectinida, Pectinidae. The record is from RefSeq and is a predicted model, not a curated record. The coding region runs from base 1 to 2079 and encodes 692 amino acids.
AUGCCAGCAAUGGUUACAGCUACAGGGUUACUGCCAACUUCGUGCACUCCUAGUCUACCAGCAGAGCCACCUCGACGUAAAUACUCACUAGAACUAGUUACAGCUACAGGGUUACAGCUCACUUCGUGCACUCCAAGUCUACCAGCAGAGCCACCUCGACGUAAAUACUCCCUAGAAAUAGUUACAGCUAUAGGGUUACUGCCAACUUCGUGCACUCCUAGUCUACCAGCAGUGCCACGUCGACGUAAAUACUCACUAGAAAUAGUUACAGCUAUAGGGUUACUGCCAACUUCGUGCACUCCUAGUCUACCAGCAGAGCCACCUCGACGUAAAUACUCCCUAGAAAUAGUUACAGCUAUAGGGUUACUGCCAACUUGGUGCACUCCAAGUCUACCAGCAGAGCCACCUCCACGUAAAUACUCCCUAGAAAUAGUUACAGCUAUAGGGUUACUGCCAACUUGGUGCACUCCAAGUCUACCAGCAGAGCCACCUCCACGUCAAUACUCACUAGAAAUAGUUACAGCUAUAGGGUUACUGCCAACUUCGUGCACUCCUAGUCUACCAGCAGUGCCACGUCGACGUAAAUACUCACUAGAAAUAGUUACAGCUAUAGGGUUACUGCCAACUUCGUGCACUCCUAGUCUACCAGCAGAGCCACCUCCACGUAAAUACUCCCUAGAAAUAGUUACAGCUAUAGGGUUACUGCCAACUUGGUGCACUCCAAGUCUACCAGCAGAGCCACCUCCACGUAAAUACUCCCUAGAAAUAGUUACAGCUAUAGGGUUACUGCCAACUUCGUGCACUCCUAGUCUACCAGCAGUGCCACGUCGACGUAAAUACUCACUAGAAAUAGUUACAGCUAUAGGGUUACUGCCAACUUCGUGCACUCCAAGUCUACCAGCAGAGCCACCUCCACGUCAAUACUCACUAGAAAUAGUUACAGCUAUAGGUCUACCAGCAGAGCUACCUCCACGAAAAUACUCACUAGAAAUAGUUACAGCUAUAGGGUUACUGCCAACUUCGUGCACUCCAAGUCUACCAGCAGAGCCACCUCCACGUAAAUACUCCCUAGAACUUGUUACAGCUACAGGGUUACAGCUCACUUCGUUCACUCCUAGUCUACCAGCAAAGCCAUCUCCACGGAAAUACUCACUAGAAAUAGUUACAGCUACAGGGUUACUGCCAACUUCGUGCACUCCUAGUCUACUAGCAGAGCCACCUCUACGUCAAUACUCACUAGAAAUAGUUACAGCUAUAGGGUUACUGCCAGCUUCGUGCACUCCUAGUCUACCAGCAGAGCCACCUCCACGUAAAUGCUCACUAGAAAUAGUUACAGCUAUAGCGGUACUGCCAACUUCGUGCACUCCUUAUCUACCAGCAGAGCCACCUCAACGAAAAUACUUACUAGAAAUAGUUACAGCUAUAGGGUUACCGCCAACUUCGUGCACUCCAAGUCUACCAGCAGAGCCACCUCCACGUAAAUACUCCCUAGAACUUGUUACAGCUACAGGGUUACUGCCCACUUCGUGCACUCCUAGUCUACCAGCAGAGCCACCUCCACGUAAAUACUCACUAGAAAUAGUUACAGCUACAGGGUUACAGCUCACUGCGUUCACUCCUAGUCUACCAGCAAAGCGAUCUCAACGGAAAUACUCACUAGAAAUAGUUACAGCUACAGGGUUACUGCCAACUUCGUGCACUCCUAGUCUACUAGCAGAGCCAUCUCCGAGUAAAUACUCACUAGAAAUAGUUACAGCUACAGGGUUACUGGCAACUUCGUGCACUCCUAGUCUACCAGCAGAGUCACCUCCGAGUAAAUACUCCCUAGAACUUGUUACAACUACAGGGUUACUGCCCACUUCGUGCACUCCUAGUCUACCAGCAGAGCCACCUCCACGUAAAUGCUCACUAGAAAUAGUUACAGCUAUAGCGGUACUGCCAACUUCGUGCACUCCUAGUCUACCAGCAGGGCCACCUCGACGUAAAUACUCCCUAGAACUAGUUACAGCUAGGGGGUACUGCCAACUUUGUGCACUCCUAGUCUACCAGCAGGGCCACCUCCACGUAAAUACUCCCUAG